ACAAGAGAGACGGAGAGGAACGAUGGCUGAACUCAGAUGGAUUAAAACGUCUUUACUUCUGAUUCUGGUGCUUCAGUUUACAGCAGCAACAACAGGACAGCUUUCGCUCUUCUUCACUGUCAGAGAUGGAGAUGAAGUCACUUUGCCUUGUAACAAUGUGUUAGAGGAUCAUAAGAACUGUGACACUACUACGUGGCUCUUUAGUAAUUCAAGAAGGAGUGCAACAGUAGAGCUGGUUUCACUUGGAAAGAUUGGUGAAGCAGCCAAAGCUAAAUCAGACAGACUGAGUGUUUCAGAGAACUGUUCUCUGGUUAUAAAGAACGUCACAGAUGAAGAUGUUGGUCGUUAUGGCUGCAGACAGUUCAGAUCAGUAUCAGGACCACAAGAAGGUCUAGAUGCUGUGGUUUAUCUGUCUGUUGUUACCAUGACUGAACACAAGGACACUGAUAAGGUGACAUUAAACUGCUCUGUGUCGUCAUAUGAACGAUGUAGACACACAGUGAAGUGGCUGCUUCAGGGUCGAGAUGUGGAUAAAGACAACAAAGACUUGAAGACAUCAACAUCUCCCUGCAACGCUUCUCUGAUGUUUCUGACUUCUCAUUACGUUUACACAUCGAGGGAUAAGACAGUGAAGUGUGAAGUGACUGAAGGUGACAAAGUGAAGCAGUUUCCUUUCAGAAUUUGGCCCUCAGAUGAGAAAAAAGGUGAAGACACAACAACAACACCAACUGAAGAUGGCAUGAAAGCAGCUAAGACCACGACAACUUCUACAAUCAGUGAUGCUUCACCAAAACCACAAAUUUGGUGGUACGUAAUUGUGGCUCUGGUUUUAGUAGCACUCUUAAUAAUCACUGUGGCUGUCAUCAUAUGGAAGAGAACUAAAGGGAACACGACACGGACGGACGACAAUGCUGUGAGUUUAAAAAUCUGUUCUUCACUAUGAAUUUUGUUUUAUAGCUGAGAAAAGAUUAACAGUACGGCCUGUGUCGUAUUAAAACAAAGUGG
Molecule: messenger RNA, 1005 nt
Organism: Anoplopoma fimbria (sablefish)
Lineage: Eukaryota; Metazoa; Chordata; Actinopteri; Perciformes; Anoplopomatidae
Exons: 6
Coding region: 23-943 (306 amino acids)
Biological process (GO): positive regulation of ERK1 and ERK2 cascade; interleukin-15-mediated signaling pathway; T cell activation
Cellular component (GO): membrane raft; external side of plasma membrane
Molecular function (GO): MHC class II protein binding; protein tyrosine kinase binding
Source: RefSeq, a predicted model, not a curated record